AUGAACUUUUGUACAGUGUUGUUGUUGUGCAUGUUCAAUGAAUGAAUUCUGUUGCGUGAUUUUAGACAUUUAAUUUGUUUAGUGUGUUUAUUGCUUUUGUUUGAUGAUUCAGAUCCUGAACGAGAAUCCGCCCAUUAUUUGUUACUCUAAAUCAAGAUGUUUUUUUGGAAAACCUUGUACGUUUUGCUUUUAUGGAUCACAUCGUGUGCAACAGUUGAUGAGAUGGUGGUCAUUCCUGGUGGGAAAAUGAUGAUGGGAACCAAUGCAGGUGAUGGGAGAGACGGGGAAUCACCAACACAAGCUGUGACUGUCCAACCAUUUAAAAUAGACAAAUAUCCUGUUACUAACUCUGACUUCAGGGAAUUUGUCAGGACGCAGAAAUAUAUAACAGAGGCUGAAAAUUUUGGUUGGAGUUUUGUGUUCCAGGACUUUGUUUCUGAUGAACUAAAAAGUAAAGUCACUCAGAAAAUUGAGUCUGCUCCUUGGUGGUUACCUGUGGAGAAGGUGUACUGGAGACAGCCAGCAGGUCCAAGCUCUGGGAUCAAAGACAGGAUGAAAUUCCCUGUGGUCCAGGUUAGCUGGAAUGAUGCACGAGCGUUCUGUCAAUGGAAACAGAAAAGGCUGCCGACUGAAGAGGAGUGGGAAAUGGCUGCACGUGGAGGUCUUGAAGGCAGGACAUACCCAUGGGGAAACAAGUUCCUGCUAAACUGCACUAACCUUUGGCAGGGCCCAUUUCCAGAUGGGGACACAGCAGAAGAUGGCUAUCAUGGCACAGCUCCUGUAACUGCCUUUCCUCCACAGAAUAACUAUGGUCUAUACGACAUGCUAGGUAAUGUCUGGGAGUGGACGUCCUCACGGUUUCCUGGUCCUCAGACCAUGUAUGUCCUGCGUGGUGCGUCAUGGAUUGAUACAGUAGAUGGCUCAGCCAAUCACAGAGCUCGUGUCACCACAAGGAUGGGAAACACACCAGACUCCGCCUCUGAUAACCUGGGCUUCCGCUGUGCUGUGAGCUCAAACUCAAAGAAGAAAGACAAAACACGAGUUGAGCUUUAAGAGAUAAAUUUGUUCCACUGAAUGGAUUGAUCACACAGUGAUUUAUUAUGAAAUUAAUAGUACAUUUCUCCUGUGGAGAAAUUAACUUUUGGAAUUGCGUUUACUUUUUUUCAUAAUUCUUUACAGUACUAAUAUAGUAAUAAUAGCCUCAGAUACAUCUUUUAAUUGUCUUUAUUUUUACUUUCUUUAUGACCAUCAUUAGAUAUUGAAACAACAUCAUAUAGACGGUUUCAUCGGAUGCACACCCCUGGCCCGCAGUUAACUUCCGGUCUGUGUUUGUUGAUCAGUCUGGCUAGUGGCUAACAAUAUAACUAUUUAUGUUAUAUUAAUUUUUAUUUUAUUGUAUGAUCAUUUUAUUAAGUAAUCAAUUUGUUGAAUGGAUUGUGUAACUUUGUCGCAUUUAGGUUCAGACAAGUGGAUCUUCAACUGGUAACCCCCCAAAUAUAGGUCCAAACUUUUGUGAAAGCUUACUUCGUUUGUUUAUGUUGUUGCUUAAGUCGUCUAUAUUAGAAAUAGUUUUAUUUGAGAUAAUACUGUUAUUAGGAUUUAAAAGACAAAACAAGCCCUUAAAAAUAAAAUACCACUUUCAUCUCACUGUGUAAAAGUGUAAAAAUAGAGUAUAAUAGAUAUAUAGCGGUAGUCAGUGUGGUACUUUUCUGAACCCGUUUCAAAUUUAAUUUGAAACUGUAAUUGAAUUACCCUUGAGGUAAAUUACAGACAUCUGGUUGUGACUGGAGAUGAUUUACCCUCACCAAGUCCUCAGUGAAACAUACAUCUCCUCAGCUGCAAUAAAAAGCAGAAUGGC
This is a messenger RNA of Triplophysa dalaica, 1858 nucleotides long. RefSeq names its product sulfatase modifying factor 2 (gene sumf2). Gene Ontology annotation, cellular component: endoplasmic reticulum. Bases 157 to 1053 code for a protein of 298 amino acids. The transcript has 9 exons. The record is from RefSeq and is a predicted model, not a curated record. NCBI's taxonomy places the organism in Eukaryota, Metazoa, Chordata, Actinopteri, Cypriniformes, Nemacheilidae.